Ostrinia furnacalis (Asian corn borer) is the source of this 2338-nucleotide messenger RNA. RefSeq names its product mitochondrial import receptor subunit TOM40 homolog 2-like. Gene Ontology annotation, biological process: protein import into mitochondrial matrix. The record is from RefSeq and is a predicted model, not a curated record. Gene Ontology annotation, cellular component: mitochondrial outer membrane. The coding region runs from base 316 to 1449 and encodes 377 amino acids. Lineage: Eukaryota; Metazoa; Arthropoda; Insecta; Lepidoptera; Crambidae. Gene Ontology annotation, molecular function: transmembrane protein transporter activity. The transcript is spliced from 3 exons.
AAAAGUAUGUUGACUUUUCCAGCUUAAACAUUGGCUUAAACUACUGAACCGAAUUUAAUGAAAUUUAGUUAAAUGUAGAGAUAGAGACCCAGGGAAAAAAUAUAGUUGUAAGGAUAGUUCUUCUUGUUUGAAAUCUUUUAUAACACAACGCUUUGCAUAUAGCUUACGAUUCGAAAUCGUGUAAUAUUAUUAAACUUUUUAGUACUAAGUAAAACCAUGAAAAACAUUCAUUUGUUGAAAUAAGUGACACAUGACAAUAAUUGACUUUGAUUUAUUUCACAAGUUACAAACAACUUGCAAAUAUAGUUUACUAAAAUGAACACUCAGGAAAAUCCAACUAAGCUUUCAGUUUCUUUAUCAAAUUUAUUUAAACUAGGCAUUUUCGAGACAUUGUAUGCUAAAAGUAAUUCUAAUCCAGACUCAAAAUGUAAUUCUCCAAGAGAUCCUGUGGACAGGAGAGCGGGGGGUGACUCCCAGGUUCCUCAGAAAUGUGCGUGCACUGUACCCGACAGCACAAAGUGCACAGCUGGUGACCGGGGCAAGACAGGCGCCGGGGUGACUGGCUCUCGCACAGGCCGAGUGAGCGACAAAGAUCCCGAGGACCUACCAGCCGGGGCAUCUAACCCUGGUCUCUUGAGAUACAUCCACAACGCUGCACGAUAUAGAUUGCCGCAAUGUUUCGAAGGCGCUUGCGUUUCGGUUAAACAGAAUUCUAAAAACAAUUGGAUUUUGGGUCAUUCGUUGUCGUUCAGUUCCGUGUCACCGGGAGGGUACAAGCUGCUGCUGUCCUACGUGGACAAGAGUAAGCCGAAAGGGCUGCCUUACUUCGUGAUGGAAGCGGCUCCGGGUGGGCAGAUGAGUUGCGAGGUGCGCGUAGGGCCCACGCAAGGCACGCGAGCCACGGUAGUGGCGCAGAUUGCCGAUGCCGAGUUCUAUAGUUUUGAGAGCAUCUUUGAUGCGUAUUUCAACAGUUUUACGGCUUCUAUUAUAGCUGUUAAUCGUGAAUUUAUAGCUCUACAUUUUCUUCAGGCAAUCACGGACCAGAUAUCGCUUGGCGCGGAGGUGGUGGCCCGCGGGCACGCGGUGGAGCUGAGCUCUGCGUCGGGCGCGGGCCGCUGGGCCACCGAGGACCAGUCGCUGAGCGCCACGCUCGGCAACCGCGGCCUGGACCUGUGCUACGCGCGGGCUCUCAAGCCUUAUCUCACAGUUGCUGCUAUGCUCGAGGUGGGUUUCGCGAUCCGUCGUGCAGUGGCCACGCUAGCCUACGAGUGGCGAUCAGAUGAGUGGACGGUGCGUGGCUCAGCCGACUCGGACGGCUUGGUGGGCGCCACGCUGCAGCGCGCUCUGGGCGGAAAGCGCGCCCAACUGGCCUGUGCCAUCUCUGCCCUGCUCAACCACCCCAACGACAAGUUCCGACUCGGCUUUGGAAUCACCGCUGCUAUUAUUUAACUUCAACGUAUCGUAUCAGGAGACCCAGUGUGGGUUAAGGAGAUUGUGCGAGACCAUCCUGAACAACAAAGAACGCUUAGGAAAGGCAAAAGGCAAAGAACGCUACGCAAUACCGAGCUACCAAACCAAGAAUUACCGUGAAGCGUAUAGUCAGUCACCCAAGUAAUUAAUACUUUCCAACUAAAAGUAAAACGCAUAUCAAACAAAAUCCACUAUUGAUCCCGAGCCGACGGAUUCGCCGCAAUGUUGUUAAGAGCUUUAAGCUCUACCUACAUUUAUUAAUUCUGAAAUUUCUAAUACUUCUACUCUAAUAGGUACUUCUCGAAACGAGAAAACCACGUAAAACUUAACUUCACAAUAACAUUUGAGUAAAUAACAAAAUAUAUUUUCUACGAACUUGCAAAUCUUGCAACCAUGCAGUUUACCUGCGUUUUUGAGUAAGUAGUCAUUUAGGACAUUUUGUUCUGAGAACUAUGUUUUAAUGUUAUUCAUAAUUGUAUGUCAUUUAGAUUGUAUUGCUUGUUAAUUUUAUUUAUAUUAGAUAGUUGUAGUUUAUAAUAUCAUGCGCUUAUUGUGUACGGACGCUUGUGCUACGUAAAAUAAAUUGUAUUACACUUACCCUUUGUUUUAUCACUGAACUUCCCUUAACGCUUAUCACAAUCACUCACUUAUCCCGCAAAUUGUCCGGCAUUUGCACUGCGAGUCUCACACGACCGACGGAGAGGACUAUAUUAAAAAUUCAUCUGCUGUAUAACGAUAAUGUAGGCGUGUAUUAUGCUCCGACGGCCAGCUCGGCUCCGUCUGCUGCGUGCAGUAGGGCGGGCGCCUGCGCGACUUCUGGGCGGGGCGUGCACCGCCGCCUUUGAGGGUGCGAUGUUGGAAUGUUGAC